AUGCUCUCUCUAUGUGAAAUUGACACGAGGAGUAUCGAUGAAAUAUGGAAUCACUCCACAACACUCGGACCUUGCCUUAAAACAUUAAACUUUGGCUGCAAAUCAUUAGAUUUGACUUUGGGCGGUGUAUUGGCGGGGGAGAUUGUCGAAUUUUAUGGCGAUAGUGCUUGUGGAAAAACACAAGUUUCACUGUCAAUAAUUGCCAACACAUUAAUUGAAGAUUACCUAGCAAAUUUGGAAGGCAGAAAUGUUAUACUAAUUUAUACCCACAGUACACCACCACUUUAUCGUAUUAAACACAUAAUUUCAAGUCGGUUAAAUCUUUUACUACCAUCGGCAAAUUUGGAUCCUGUGGUCAAUAAGUUACUGAAAAGAUUACUAAUAUCCACCCCCAGGGAUUACAGGGAGCUGUACAAACUGUUAACAGAAGAUAUAUUUGCCAUUACUAUUAGCGAUCAAAUUGGGGCAGUUCCUAAUCUUCUGGUUAUAGAUUCUAUAUCUCUGAUGAGAAGGAUUGAACAUAAAGAGUCUGUAAGAAGACAUGUGGCACUAAUUCGUUCUGUUUCUAGGCAUUUGAAGAAAUUUGCGCACCAAAGGGGCGCUGCCAUAGUGGUGACUAAUCAAGCCCAAACUAGUUCAAAAAUUGACGGAUUUGCAAUUAAACCCCCCGUUUUAGGGUCUUACUGGACCAGGUCAAUUAACACAAGAGUUUACCUUCACCAAUAUCGUAUGCACAACUAUGAUUUGGGGAUUUCAGAAAAUUCCAAAAGAGUGGCCAAACUAAUCUAUUCAUCCAAGCCAUUACCCAUGCAUAGUGGUACCAUCAUAUUUUCUAUUGGGCCAAUGGGGAUACAAGAUUGUAAGGAUUAA
Molecule: messenger RNA, 870 nt
Organism: Babesia microti strain RI
Lineage: Eukaryota; Apicomplexa; Aconoidasida; Piroplasmida; Babesiidae
Exons: 7
Coding region: 1-870 (289 amino acids)
Biological process (GO): double-strand break repair via synthesis-dependent strand annealing; t-circle formation; resolution of mitotic recombination intermediates
Cellular component (GO): Rad51C-XRCC3 complex; replication fork
Molecular function (GO): four-way junction DNA binding; ATP binding; ATP-dependent DNA damage sensor activity
Source: RefSeq, a predicted model, not a curated record